This is a messenger RNA of Caenorhabditis briggsae, 3600 nucleotides long. Bases 1 to 3600 code for a protein of 1199 amino acids. NCBI's taxonomy places the organism in Eukaryota, Metazoa, Nematoda, Chromadorea, Rhabditida, Rhabditidae. The transcript is spliced from 2 exons. The record is from RefSeq and is a predicted model, not a curated record.
AUGGAUCAUUUCAAUUCAUUGUCAAGAGAUGAUCUUCGUAAAGAAGUCAUUAAACUUCUUGAUAUAAUGUCCGGAGGUGUAAAAAGUAAAAGAAUCCUUAAAUCUCAACAAUUAAGAUCUAUGAGUACCUCAGAACUUCUGACAUUUAUUAGAGAACAUUUACAAAUAAACCAAGCUGAAAUUAGAGAUAUUCCACUUACGCUUAAGGAAGUAUUUCCCUUCGAAGAUCUUAUUUUUAGUGAUUACAAAGAAACUAGAAAAGGAAUUGUAAGAACAACAACCUAUAGAGACAAAAGCAAAGAUAUACAUUUUCAUAAAUACUUUGAUCUUUUUGAGAAAAGAGGAAUCGAAUAUUAUAUAAGAAUCAUUACAAAAAUAAUGAAUUCUUUCUUCGAAAAGAACAAAAAUUUUGUAAUUAAUGACAUCAGAAGUGAUACUUCAGUCAAAAUAUAUUUGAAACUAGAGUUCAGACAAAUGAAGGACUCUCAAAAAGAAGAAAACUUUGCUGUAAGAUCUGAAACUAAGGAAUUGUGUGUUGGUGAAGAUCGAGAAGAAUGGUAUCAACAUGCAUGUCAAGAACUGAUGAUGAACAUGGAGAAUUUGCAAUCAAGAGGUUCUGGUUGGACUAUUUCAGGAAUAAAUUACCUUGAGAUGAACCAGACUAUGUGUCAUUCGCCUAGUGGUUCUUCCUACAUGGAUCUUCCAAAAUGUAUUAAUGUUAAACAUUGCGUCAUUAAUCCUAAAAAUAAUGAUGACAAGUGUUUUAUGUGGUCUAUAUUAGCUCAUCUUCAUCCAGCAAAAGAUCAUGUUUCAGAAAUUUAUAAUUACACUCCUUAUCAAAAUGAACUGAACUUUGGAGAUCUAACUUUUCCAAUGAAAAUUAAAGAUAUAAAUAAGUUUGAGAAAAUGAAUGAUCUUGUUGUAAAUGUGGUAGAAUGUACUGAAAAAGGACAAAUAAAUCCAUUACGUCCUUCAAGAGGAAUCACUGCUGAUGAUAGCAAAGUUAUCAACUUAUUAUAUUAUGAAAAUGAAGAAGGAAAUUCACAUUACUCCCUAAUCAAAAAUCUUGAUACCCUUAUGAAUAAACGAGGAGAGCAUCAAAAAAAGUUCUGUGUUAGAUGUCAUUGCUCUUAUAAUGUAAAUAUGAAUGAUAAGAGUAGAUCAAAUUAUCACAGACACCUCGAGGACUGUGGUAAAAACAAACCGGUUUCACACAAACUAUCCAAGAAAACAUCUGUAAAGUUCAAAAAUAUCAGUAAUACGCAAAAGCAUAGAUACGUCAUUUAUGCAGACUUUGAAAGUAUCAUUGAGAAAUAUCAAAGAGCACUAGAUAAUCCAAAAGAAUCAUGGACUACAGAUGUUGGAAAACACAUUCCAGCUGGAUUUUGUGUUGUUGUAGUUGAUUCUUAUGAGAAAAAAUAUCAUGAUCAUUGGACUGGAGAAUAUCGUGGACCUCUUUGUGGAGCAUGCAACAUAUUGAAAAGAAAGAAUACAUUCAUUCCAGUUUUCUUUCACAAUCUUAAAGGAUAUGAUUCUCAUCUCAUUAUUAGUUGUCCAGAAAGUACUGAAUUCUUGAAAGAUUAUGGAAUUGAUAUCAAAAACAUUUCUAGCAACACUGAAAAGUUUAUUAGCUUCAGUUAUCAUCUUCCCUCUGAAAGUAGAAAUUUUUACGACAGAUGCGAAAUUAGAUUUCUUGAUUCUUUCUCUUUCAUGUCUUCAUCGCUAGAUAAACUUGUUCAAAACAUGUGUAGUGAUGACAUGUAUAUUACUAAAGAUUAUUAUUCUUAUCAUAAUGAAAGACCUGGUGAUAGUGAAGAACUAGAAAAAUUUGAAAUAAUGCAAAGAAAAGGUGUAUAUCCCUAUGAAUACAUGGAUUCUUUUAAGAGAUUCCAAGAAACGAAACUACCCAAUAUUUCUUCAUUUUUUGAUAUGUUAAACGGAAAAUCUUGCAGUACAAAGGAUUAUCUAUAUGCUAAGUUAGUUUGGAAUAAAAUGAACUGUAAGAAUUUAAAAGAUUAUGCUGAAAUUUAUAUGAUCAAUGAUGUCCUUCUCUUGGCAGAUGUUUUUGAGAAUUUUAGAAACUUGAGUCUCCGGGUUUAUGAGCUUGAUCCUUGUUGGUAUUUCACAAGUCCGGGAUUAGCUUGGGAUGCUAUGUUAAGAAAAACUAAAGUAGAAUUAGAAGUACUUCAAGAUGUUGAGAAAUACCUGAUGAUUGAGAAGGGAAUAAGGGGUGGUAUUGUUAAUGCUGUCAAAAGAUACUCUAAGGUUAAUAAUAAAUACACUAAUACUUUUGAUCCAUCAAUUCCUUCAAAUUAUCUAUUGUACUUAAAUGCCAAUAAUUUAUAUGGUUGGGCAAUGUGUCAAAAUUUACCUACUGGAGAUUUUCAAUUCGAAACUCAAUCUUCAAUUGAUAUUCUCAAUGAUGAGAGUUUAAAAAUAAAGGACUAUAUUGAUUAUUUUAAAAAUUUAGGUAAAGGAUGUAUUUUCGAAGUAGAUUUGGAAUAUCCUAAGGAAUUACACUCAAAGCACAAUGAUUUUCCUCUGUGUCCAGAAAAUGUGAAAAUUGAUAAACAAACCGUAAAAAAGUUGUGUAAUACAUUAUUUGAUAAAGAGAAAUAUGUUAUUCAUUAUGAAAACUUGUUGCAAUGUCUGCAAUUAGGACUAAAAAUUAAAAAGAUACAUCGAAUUCUUAAUUUUAAAGAGAGUAAUUGGUUAGCUCCUUACAUUGAAAUGAAUACUAAUCUUCGAAAACAAGCAAAAAAUGAGUUUGAAAAACACUUCUUCAAAUUAAUGAAUAACUCAGUUUUUGGAAAAACUAUGGAAAAUGUUAGAGAACGAGUUGAUGUUCGUUUAGUUACUGACGAGGAUAAAAUAAUUAAACUAGCCUCAAAACCUAACUACAAAAGAACCAUAAUGUAUAACAAAGAGUUAUCUGCUGUAGAAAUGGAGAAAACAAAUAUAACACUUGAUAAACCUAUUUAUGUCGGUUUUGCUAUUCUAGAUCUGAGUAAGUGGUUAAUGUAUGAUUUUCAUUAUAAUGUAAUGCAGAAAAAGUAUGGAUAUCAAAACGUAGAGUUAUGUUAUCAAGAUACUGACAGUCUCAUAUAUGACAUCAAUACUGAAGAUUUCUACAAAGAUGCGGAAAAAGAUAUAGAUUUUCAAAAAUAUUUCGAUUUUAGUGAUUAUCCGAAAGAUCAUGUAUUAUACUCAGAAGAAAAUAAAAAAAUUGUUGGAAAAUUCAAAGAUGAAUUGAAUGGUAAAAUUAUGACUGAAUUACUUGCUUUAAAACCUAAACAAUAUGGUUUUAAGACUCUAGAUGGUGAAGAAACUAAGAAAAGUAAAGGAAUAAAGAAAAAUAUUGUCAAGAAUGAACUGUCACUCGAUGAUUAUAAGCAUAGCCUUUUUAACAAGACUAUUAUUAGGAAAACUCAAUAUACUAUCAGAAGUGUUAAACAUACUAUUUUCACACAAUGUCAGAAUAAAGUAGCUCUCAAUAACUCUGAAAAUUCUACAGAACAUAAACGUUACAUAAUAAAAGAUAAUCACUCGACAAUGGCAUUUGGAAAUGUGAAUAUCAAACCGGAGGUUCUGGGAAUCUGA